GAGGACUGACAGCACGAGAGUGACACACAGAGUGACACACACAGGCCCAGCACUGACUACCAGUACCAGUACGAGAGCGCCUUGCCACAUCCUCAAAGUACGGAGCCGCGCCACAAGGGGAGAUCAUCGCGCGUCUGUUGGAAACAGGAAAGGUGGAAUGCUCUGUCUUCACCAUCACAGCCAGUGGUCAGUCACAAUAAACAGAGAGUGUCGCACCCCUCGCUUAUCUCUUCACAGUUUUCUCACCAGCGGUUUGGAGUUGGCUACACCUCGCGCAGAACAACAUGGCUUUGUUUUCAGCAGAGUUGUUCCCCACGAAACUGAGUUUUGUUGUGUUUAUAUCUUACAUGGGUUUAUUCAUAAACCAAGGUGGUCAACUGGUGCAGGCCUUCCAGGCAGACAGUGUCAUGUCCAUCAUGCGGCCGGGGGUCCUGGCCAUCAUCGCCAACAACGCCGCCAUCGGCAUCGUGACCAGCCUCUUCCUGCGUAACCUCAACUCCAUCCUGAAGACGUUUGCCAGCGCGCUGGAGCUCAUGUUCACAGCCGUCCUGUGCUGGCUCAUCUUUGGCAUCCCCGUGGACGUGUACACGGCCGUAGCUAUCCUCAUUGUGAGCGCCGCCACCUACCUCUACGCCCAGAACCCCGUGGUGAACAAAGCCAAGACGGAGCUCACACCCACGGAGCGAGAGAAAAACGGGACGUCCUUGGGGACAUCGCUGGGGUCACCACGGGGCUCGAAGCUGGCGCAGUCUGUCUGAUGGGUGGUUGGUGGCUGUGUUGGCAACUGAGGAAUGAUUCUGUCUGUCUAUAUUUGUGUGUGUGUGUGUAUGUGCGUGUGUGUGUGAGUGUGUAUGGGUG
Molecule: messenger RNA, 858 nt
Organism: Aplysia californica (California sea hare)
Lineage: Eukaryota; Metazoa; Mollusca; Gastropoda; Aplysiida; Aplysiidae
Product: UDP-galactose transporter senju
Biological process (GO): pyrimidine nucleotide-sugar transmembrane transport
Cellular component (GO): Golgi membrane
Molecular function (GO): UDP-galactose transmembrane transporter activity
Source: RefSeq, a predicted model, not a curated record